AUGUCGGUAACCACGUCAGGUGAGUACGGACUAGGAGAAAGGAGGACGUGUAAAUGGCUCAUAUUCCACCACCACCGCCACCCACCACAAACCACAUUUUUUUUUACUCCGCAUUAAUUAAUUCGAAGUAACAAGCACAUGACUUCCAGCUCCAGCUUUGCUGGAGCGUGCCUAGGUGUUUGCAAGGACUCUGGACCCGGGUCCAUCAUGACUCGCCCACCGUUAUACCCAAUUGCAAUUCAAUGUACAGUGGUACCUCGGGUUACAUACGCUUCAGGUUAGAGACUCCGCUAACCCAGAAAUAGUGCUUCAGGUUAAGAACUUUGCUUCAGGAUGAGAACAGAAAUCGUGCUCCGGCGGCGCGGCAGCAGCGGGAGGCCCCAUUAGCUAAAGUGGUGCUUCCCGUUAAGAACAGUUUCAGGUUAUUAAGUACGCACCUCCGGAACGAAUUAAGUACUUAACCCGAGGUACCACUGUAUUCCUGUUGUGUUUUAUGAUUUUCCUGAUACAGUAUUGUAAGUGAGCCGGAACUGGUCUGUGACCGUAAUAAUAAUAAUAAUAAUAAUAAAUUCAAAUCCACAUCAUGACACGGCGCCACGAAUUUGCUUUUUUCCUUGUUUGUGGUACUUUGCACCACUGGCAUCUCCAGGCAGUAUGGGGGAGAGACGCCCCCCGCUGCGCACUCGUGAAAACCCGGGGAGCUGCUGCCAGUCCGUGUAGACAAUACUGGGCCAGAUGGAUUGGUCUGACUUGGCUGAAAGCACUUUCCUAUGCUGCUAUGCGCACAUUGGACAGAUUGGAAGAGGCGGAACGGAGAGAAAGGACGAAAGCGACGCUGUCUCUUUAAGGCGGAGGAGGAGGAGCCUCGCGGCACCUACGCAGCCUCAAAGAGGACAGGAAGCCGAAAAAGAUACUCGGCGUUCUAUGUCGGAACGUUGAGAGGCGAGCCGCGCGCUGCUAUUGGUCGCUCGGCGGGGUGCUUGGCGUUCGGCUUCGGCCGACGUUCCAUCGCUGGUGCUGAGCGCUUCCUGCGCGGUGGCGUCGGGUUGCUGGGUGCCCGCUGCUACAGCAGCAGCGACCUCUCCGCUCCCCCCGCUUCCCCGGGUCCGCUUCCAGGUGCAGGGACAGGUAAGUUGUAGCUGAGCUACUAACCUCCACGGAGCAGCCUCGGUUCCAAAGGUGGAACCGCCGGAAGAACGAAGGGAUCUUAUUUUUGUUACGUUUUAGGGGGAGGGGUGAAUUUUCCUUCCUUUUUAACCUCUAAGAGGGGCGGAUAUUCAGCUUUCAGGGGAGAAGGUGAACCGCCUUAGUUAUUUAAAUAAUUCGGAGCCCCGUAGCUGCAGCACCGUGAACGCUUAAUCCUCUACGUUUUUUGUAGUAAGGUCGGGAAACGACCCCUCCCCCCACAAAAAAGGGGUUUAGAGGACCUUUAGAUCCCCUCUCUGAAUGGUUAGAAGGGACGGCCUUAAUUAAGGAGAAAGGGAUGAAUCAAUACAGUAAUGGAGCUGGAAGGGACCCGAGGGUCAUCUAGUCCAACCCCGCAGCACGAUCCCAUGGCACUUUUUAAAUAGUGAAGCAAAUACAGCCUCCCUCAAGAUGCCACAGGACUGUGUCUCUGUAGACCAGGGAUAGGAAUCUGUGGUCCUCUGGACGUUUAUGAAGUCCCAACUCCCAUCAGACGGAGGGAGCGUAGCCCAGUGGUCAGGGAUGGCGGCAGCUGGAGUCCAGAAGGUCACAAGUUUCCAGUCUCUCUUUAGACCAACACAACGAGCCCCUUGUAGUUUGGCUACGGGUUGAUUACGACCACCUUGCCCUUGGCCGCUGCUGUUGACCCACAAGCGGGUUGAUCAGUGGUAAGCUUGUACACACCAUACAUUUAAAGCACCAGAGAAUCCUGGGAACUGUAGUUUGUUAGUGAUGUUGGGGUUGCAGCUUAGUGAGGGGCCUACUACAGCUCCCAGGAUUCUGAGGUGGGGAUGUGGUUUAAGUGUUUGGUGUGCGGUUUCUCCCCAGGGGUUGGUUGUCCGGUUGGCAUCCGUCUGUCUCUGGAGACGAUGGAGAAGUGCGCCAUUGUGGGUGAAGGCAAACCAGUGGAGAGCUGUGGCUGUAGAGACUGAUGCAGUAGAGACAUGUUUUGUUGCAGCUGGGGAAGAUGAAGGCGUCUUGCUCUAUUGCUGGUUGGGUGGGGCUAUUUCUGCAUUUCUACCAUAGGGGUUGGGGGGCAGGAGGAGCUGGAUGCCUGGGUCUCUUGCAUCAGACCCCCGAUUUUGAGACCUUUAUUUAAACUUUUGUUACUGGAUGUGCCGUUGAGACCACAUCCACCCGCCAUCUUAAUAUGAUACCCAGAGGCAUCUAUCUAUGCAUCUAAGUGAGCAUUUCCCCCCCCCCCCGUAUUUAUUUUGUAAAUUUUGUAAAUUUUUAAAUAUUUUCAAUUUUUUCCUUUAUAUAAUAUAUAUUAUAUUAUAUUAGUGUGUGUGUAUUGUAGGUAUACUAUACCUUAUCUUCUCCACACUGUUUUCAGAUGAAUUUUACUUCUAUUCUUACUCUAAAGCUACUUGCAUUUUAACAUAUUUGCAAUAAGUUUUUAAAUAGUUCACAAACAUUUUCCAGUCCUCCUUAAACUCUGCCUAUUUCGUUGUUUGUUAAGAAAAACCUUGAAGCCAUUUGCAAAGAGAAUAAAAUGAUAAAGUUAUUGGUAAAAACACACAAAGACAACUCUUUAAAUAAUCGUUAAACUAAAAGCAGAAUUAAGACAUGCACCAACAUUCUACACUGCUAAUGUUUUUAGCAAGCGCCACAGUACGGCGAGGGCUUGUUGUCAAUAGGCAGGGAGUCCUACCGGCACCCUGUUAACCAGGCUUCCCCAACCUUGGCCCUCCAGAUGUUUUUGGCCUACAACUUCCAUGAUCCCUGGCUAGCAGGACUAGUGGUCAGGGAUUGUAGUCUCAAAACAUCUGGAGGGCCGAGGUUUGAGGAAGCCUGCUGUUAACAGUGGGCAGAUUGCAGUAAGGCGAUAUUGCAGGUAAACUGGUCUCAAGUUGUUAAGGACUUUAGAUAUGAAUAGUAAUACCCUGAACUUUGCUCUGCAGCAAAUUGGCAACGAGUGCAGAUCUCUGAGCACAGCUGUUGCGUGCUGACAAGGCCUCAUUCCUGUCAGCAAUCGUGCUGCAACAUUCUGUACUCUCUGCAGCUUCUGGAUCAUAUGCAAGUGUAUGUAGAUCACAUCUCGGCAGCACCCACUUUGCAGGCAAAUGUUCCUGCGUUCAGUCCUCAUUGCAGCCUAGGCGUAGGGUUGCCAUAUUUCAAAAAGGGAGAAUCCAGACACAAAAGUUCUUUUUUUUAUAUAUAAAAAUGAUAUUUAUUAAAAUUUCAAAAGAAAAAGAUUACAUUAAUAAGAAAAAUAACAAUAAAGAAAGAAAAAUACAAAGUACAAAAAAGAAAAAAACAGUUAAAAACAAUUCCAUCUGUUCAUCACUUCUCUUACGUUUACUUGUUUCCCGGACCUCCUCAUACCUCCCUCUUUUGUAUUCCAAUUCAAUUUGUUAGUCCAGCAAUUCCUUUCCCUCCUUUUUAAUCCUGAUCUUUAAUCUUGAUAUAUUAUAACAUUAAAUUUUUACGUAUUAAAAACCAAUUUUUCCAUAUUCUUUCAGACACAAAAGUUCUUGAGCUGUUUGGGUUUUUGGUGGGGGUGGGGGAGGGCGGCAAAGUUGUUUAGCUUCCUUUUGCAAAAUCUCAAACAGCUGGCUUUUCCAGCUAUUUUUAAGGAAAUUCGUCAAAAAAUCAACACUUCCAACAUGGGUUGCCAUUCGCCCAGGCAUUUCCAGACAUUUUACUGAUUUUUUGAAAUUCUGCCCGGACGUUAUUCACAACAAAUGAAUCCCGGACGUAUGGCAGCCGUAGCCUAGGGAGAGGGAGUAUAGUCUGAAGGCCAGAUAGCUGCAACCUUUCCAACUACGGUGGUACCUUGGUUCUCAAACACCUUGGUACUCAAACAACUUGGAACCCAAACACUGCAAACCCGGAAGUAAGUUUUCUGGUUUGUGAACUUUUUUCAGAAGCCGAACGUGCUCCGUUUUGAAUGUUACACUGAUGAUUGGAGUGUUAUGCUUCCAAUUUGAGUGUUACUCUGAGGUCUGUCUGUUUUUGCUAUUUAUUUUGUUUUUGUUUUUGAGGCUCGUGUGUGUGUGUGUGUGAGUGAGUGACUGUGUGACUGUGAUUGGUUGAUUAUGUGACUGCAGUACAUUGUUGCUUUCAUUUUAUGGAUCGAUUGUCUCGUUAGAUAGUAAAAUUCAUGUUAAACUGCUGUUUUCGGGGUUGUAUUUAAAAGUCUGGAACGGAUUAAUCUGUUUUGCAUGACUUUCUAUGGGAAAGCUUGCCUUGAUUUUGGAACACUUUGGUUUUGGAACGGACUUCUGGAACAGAUUAAGUUUGAGAACCAAGGUUCUGUACUGUAUACCUCACUGUUUGGCCCUACGUGGAGUUGCUGAGGAACGAACCUGGGACCUUCUGCAUUCAAAGCACCUGUGCUCUACUACUGAUCCUGGCCACCCCCACCCCAUGUGGUUCGGUGAAAAAGAAAAGGCACUCUGCACAUGCUUAGAAAUCCCCUCUUCUCAUGGCAGCACAACUGCUGAAAAGGUCUGAGACAAAUCUAGGAGGUUGAGCUCUGCCUCUGAUCAUAUUCUGCCUGUGUGUCUGGGACUGGUUAGAUGCGUUCCCUUGCAACCACUUUUGGACUCUGAUGCCCAGAAUAGAAAAGACUGUCGUGGGAGAAGGGAAACUGGCAGGAAGAUAUUGUUACACGCCUUCAAAAUAGCAACCGGAAAUCUGAAUCCUCCUCUGUAGCUCUGGGGAAUUAUUAUUAUUAUUAUUAUUAUUAUUAUUAUUCUCAAACCAGGCAAUGAGUUGUCCUUGGAAGUGUUUGUUUGGCAGUGUGGCUGAGUAGGUUUUCCCCCCGGUGGAUUUUCAGUAGCUUCAUGUGUCAGGGGUGGCAAAAUAAGGCCACGCCCCUGCUAAUAUUAUAUAUACAGUGGUACCUUGGUUUACGAACUUAAUCCGUUCUGGAAGCCUGUUCUUAAACCAAAGUGUUCUUAAACCAAGGCGUGCUUUCCCAUAGCAGCGGAGGACUCAAUUUACAAAUGGAACACACUCAAGAGAAAGCGAACACACACACACACACACACACACACACACACACACACACUGCCCUUUAUGAAAAGAUCCCAGUGCAGUGUACAGUGGUACCUCGGGUUAAGUACUUAGUUCGUUCUGGAGGUCCGUUCUUAACCUGAAAGUGUUCUUAACCUGAAUCACCACUUUAGCUAAUGGGGCCUCCUGCUGCUGCCGCACCACCGGAGCACGAUUUCUGUUCUCAUCCUGAAGCAAAGUUCUUAACCUGAAGCACUAUUUCUGGGUUAGCAGAGUCUGUAACCUGAAGCGUAUGUAACCCAAGGUACCACUGUACAACAUUAGGAGCACAUUUUAAGGAGCAUAAUAAUAAAAAAUAAUAAUAAAAAGCAUAAAAAUUGACUAUUAUUAUUAUUUAUUAGAUUUAUAUAUCAUCCUUCAUUGAAAGAUCUCAGGGCGUUUCACAUGGUAAAAACACAAAUGAAUAGUUAAAACAGAAGCAACAAAACAAUACCCUCCUUUCACAAACACAUUUAAAAGGCUGUAGAAUAUAAUAAAAUUAUCAUGAUAACAGCCCCCUUUCCCACUUUAACUGUUUAUUUAGUGGCCAGAGGCCUGGUUAUAGAGGAAUGUUUUUGCCUGGCGCCUGAGAGUUAAGAGUUUCAUUCUCUACCAACUGAGAUGUCCCAGCUGUUACUUUGAAGUCAUUUGCUGCCCAAAUUGCAGGUGGUUCUGAAGCCGUCUAGCAAAAUCAGCUUGGGGUCUGGGUGGACCAGCCCCCAAGGUGGGUGGUUAGCCAUUCCGCCACACUCACAUUUGGUACCAAGUAACCUGGGACGUGGGUGGCGCUGUGGGUUAAAUCACAGAGCCUAGGACUUGUUGAUCAGAAGGUUGCCGGUUUGAAUCCCCGCGACGGGGCGAGCUCCCGUUGCUUGGUCCCAGCUCCUGCCCACCUAGCAGUUCGAAAGCAUGCCAAAGUGCAAGUAGAUAAAUAGGUACCACUCCAGCGGGAAGGUAAACGGUGUUUCCGUGCGCUGCUCUGGUUUGCCAGAAGCAGCUUAGUCAUGCUGGCCGCAUGACCCGGAAGCUGUACGCCGGCUCCUUCGGCCAAUAAAACGAGAUGAGCACCGCAACCCCAGAGUCGUCCGCGCCUGGACCUAAUGGUCAGGGGUCCCUUUACCUUUUAACCUCCUCCAAAUUCAAUGGGAGCUACUUGUAGGUCAAUAUGCCUGCAGUCAAGCGGUAAAAAUGGUCCAGAAAAGUGUUUUUUAAAAUAUUAUUAAUUGUUAAACCAGUUUAUUGACCGUUUCACAGCGUAAAGCCCUAGAAACUGUGUAGGAGAUGAAAGCAGAGUAGAACGCAAUGACCCUCCAGUCUGAGUAUGUUGUUUGCUUUUUGUUCCCAUGGCAAUGCUGUGGCUGUUAAGUCGUAUGUUGGGAGUUGUGACUCAUGAUGAAUGCCAGUCGAGUGUUUUUGGGCGAGGAACAGAGGAAGAAGUUGGCAAUGUCAGAGCUAGCGAGCCACUGAGGUUUCGUAGGGUUCAGCAACACAACGCCCUGCAGCCAAACCCGCCCAACACCAGUACCUAAGAACGACUAGCAGCCCCCUUUCUUAACAAGACAGCUCUUUCCCCCCCUUUUUAUAAUGUUUUUUACUGUAACUUUUCAACCUACGAUGAAAUAAAUACUAUACAAAAAAAGAAAAACAAAACAACAAUGUAUUUUUCAUCUGUUGGAAGCUGCCCAGAGUGGCUGGGGUACAAAUAAUAAAUUAUUAUUAUUAUUAACAACAACAAAGAAAAGAAAGAGGAAAUAAAAUAAAUUAAGAAAGCUCUCUCCCAAAGGUAGAUCUUGUCUCACACAGAAAGAGGUUGACCCACCCAGCUAUUGUUGCCGUAUUUUGGCAAAUUUCCUUAGAAGUAGCUCAAAAACUUCAAUUUCUUUUGAGAUUUUGCAGAAAAAGCUCAACAACUUUGGCCAAAAAAACCCCAACAACUUUUUGGGGGGGAAAGGGUGCCAGCGGUCUUCCCCCUCCCCUGUGUUUUUUCCUACCCAGCAUUGGGGGCGGACGUGACGGGAGCGAUAUCGUAAAAGCCCAUUUUUGUAAGGUCGCGAAUUUAAGCUGCCCUUUAAAUUUUCACGGUCAGAAUUUGGAAAAAAAAGAAAGGUGUGGCUUAUAUUCGGGCCGAUACGUUAUGCGGCGCCUAGUUAGGAGUGUCAGUUCCGCAGGUUGAAGUGGGAAGCUUAUUACCGAAACCUCUCAAACUUGAUUUCUUUCCCUCCGACCAGGUUAACAAUGGCGGACUAUGGCCACAAGCAGGGGAAGAGGCGGGACGAGAGCAACCUGGGCAGCGUGGUGGACUUCCUGUUGGCCAAUGCCAGGUUGGUCCUGGGCGUCAGCGGAGCGGCUGUGCUGGCGAUCGCGACGCUUGCUGUGAAGAGGGUGAGAGUGCCUUGUUCUUCCUUUGCAUAGCUGUUGCUAACGUGCUUUAAAUGUGUGAUGAGGAAUUACUGUUGGGUAGGCAUCCUUUUAUAUGAGCAACCAUCUUUAUGACGUUUUAGUUUUAUUAAGGGGAUCAUAGCCUGUGUCUGGAUCAGGGGUGUUGUUUGGGAGGAGACUGCUAGGUCUUGAGUCUUUCUCAGUAAUAUUUUGUCAAAUUUUCAAAAAUUUCACAUGUACUCUCCAAUACAUAAUAUUUUUUUCUUUUGUUUUGUCGACUUCCCACCCCAUUUCCCACGGGGUUUUUAAUCCCCAUUGCCCUUCAUCUUCUCUUUCUUAUACCAUAAUAAUAAUGCAAUAAUCUCUAAUUCCUUCUGCUGCUCACAGUUCAAAUCUUGCUUGCAAAUUCAUACUGUAGGACAGUGGUACCUGUAGUUGCGUUCACCUCCAGUUACGUAUCCUUCGGAAUACGUAAGUGGCAAACCUAGAAGUAUUUUUCCGGGUUUCGCCUUGUGCGCAUGCACAGAAGCGCUAAACUUCAGCGCACGCAUGCGCAGGAGUGGCACCUCCGGUUGCGAAUUCCUUGGGAUGUGGCCAGACAUCUGGAACGGAUCCCAUUCACAACCGGAGGUACCACUGUAUUUAUUUAACUACCCAAGCCAAAAAAAGUGUGUGUGUGUUUGUUUUUAAAGAAGGGGUAGUGGAUCUGUAGUUUAAAGCUCUUGAGUCUUUCUCUUCGGGCCCAGAUCCACUACCCCUUCUUUUAAAAACCCCAUUUUUCCUCCUUGCAUGGUGGUUGGGUGUACGGCAAAUUGCAGUGCUGGGUGGACCUCGGUCACCAUCCACCUUAAUUUGCCCAAAGGUUAAAUCUCUGUUAUGGGCUUGUACCCCGAUUCUUCUAAAUUAUUAGCAAUAAUAAUAAUAAUUUUUUUAUACCCCACCCUCCCCGGCCAGAGCCAGGCUCAGGGCGGCUAACACCAGUAAAAUUACAGUAAAAACAUAAUAGGGGGAAAAGAAAAGAAGAAGAAAACCAAUUUAAAAUACAGGUUAAAAUGCAAUUUAAAAUGCAGCCUCAUUUUAAAAGUAGCCCAUAGAUUAAGACCAUAAGGGGAGGGAAACAUAAGGGUCAGACCGAGUCCAGACCAAAGGCCUGGUGGAUCAGCUCUGUCUUGCAGGCCCUGCGGAAAGAUGUCAAGUUCCGCAGGGCCCUAGUCUCUUGGGACAGAGCGUUCCACCAAGUCGGGGCCAGUACUGAAAAGGCCCCAGCCCUAGUUGAGACCAGUCUAACCACCUUGCGACUUGGGACCUCCAAAAUGUUGUCAUUUGUGGACCUUAAGGUCCUCCGUGGGACAUACCAGGAGAGGCGGUCCCGUAGGUACGAGGGUCCUAGGCCGCAUAGGGCUUUAAAGGUCAAAACCAGUACCUUAAACCUGACCCUGUACUCCACCGCGAGCCAGUGCAGCUGGUAUGCCCUUGGCAUAACCAGUUCAAGACAUUUUGGCACCUGACAUGGAUCCCAAAAUGGGGCUCCUCUCCCUGCCAGGGAAGAAGGGUUGAGCGAAGAUCUACAUCAAGAACAAGUAGGGAAAGAAAGAUCUACACUGGGAUCAACUGCCCCAGUUGAACCUGCCGCCUGAAGCAGUUGCCUCACCCUGCCUCACGGUUUGGCCGGCCCUGCAGCCUGGAUUUGUAUUUGGGAUUCACAUUCGGGUGUCCCUGUAGCAGAUCAGAACUGGCCCUAAAAAAAGCAGAGGAGCUCAGGCUAACUGUUUGGGUGGGUGUUUGUUCUUACGCAGCUCAUCGACCGGGCCACCAGCCCGCCGGACGAUGAAGAUGACAUCAAAGCCAAGCAGAAGUCCUUGGAGGACAGUUGGCAGGAGCUGAGCUUGAUCAAGACAGUGCCCAAAGUGCGGCCGGAAGACCUUGAGGAGCCACUGCUGUCUCCAGUCGUGGGUGGGACCGCGCAAGGUCAGGAGAGACAUGCUACAGGCGGGUUCUGUUUCCUAAGGGCGAACUGUGCUUGUAUGCCCAAUAAUAAUAACAACUUAUUAUUUAUACUCCGCCCAUCUGGCUGGGUUUCCCCAACUGCUCUGGGCGGCUUCCAACAGAAGAUUAAAAAUACAUUAAAACAUCAGUCAUUAAAAACUUCCCUGAACAGGGCAGCCUUCAGAUGUCUUCUAAAAGUCAGAUAGUUGUUUAUUUCCUUGACAUCUGGUGGGAGGGCGUUCCACAGGGCGGGUGCCACUACCGAGAAGGCCCUCUGCCUGGUUCCCUGUAACUUGGCCUCUCACAGUGAGGGAACCGCCAGAAGGCCCUCGGUGCUGGACCUCAGGGUCUGGGCAGAACGAUGGGGGUGGAGACGCUCCUUCAGAUAUACUGGACCAAGGCCGUUUAGGGCUUUAAAGGUCAGCACCAACACUUUGAAUCAUGCUCGGAAACGUACUGGGAGCCAAUGCAGAUCUCUCAGAACUGGUGUUAUGUGGUCCCAGCAGCCACUCCUAGUCACCAGUCUAGCUGCCGCAUUCUGGAUCUCCCGUUUUAUCUUCACAACACCCCUGGAAGGUCGGCUAGGCUGAAAGAGAUAGCAACUGGGUCCUGACACUUCGCCAAGCCUGUGAAGAUUGUGUUCCUGCUAAUAGUUCACUUCAACUUUGAACGGUGUGAUUUACUGCCAGCUCACUCUGUGACGCAAGUCCAGGUGGCAGCGGUCCCUCCUGGAUUCAUCAUUGUCCCUGGAGACACAAGUGAUGUUAGUAACUAGGCCUAGUUUGGUUUCAGCGCCAGCUAUAGCCAUUCCUGGCUAGGGAGAUCCUGGCCACAGUGACCCAUGAGUUGGUGAACCUUCAACCUAGAUUACUGUAAUGGACUCCAUGUUGGUCUCCCCUUGAUGCUGCUCAGGAAGUUACAGCUAGCGCAGAACACAGUGGCUAGACCUCUGCAUGUAGCUGGCUCCUACACCCAUUUUGCACUGGGUGGCGCUGUGGGUUAAACCACAGAGCCUAGGACUUGCCGAUCAGAAGGUUAGCGGUUCGAAUCCCCGCGACGGGGUGAGCUCCUGUUGCUCGGUCCCUGCUCCUGCCAACCUAGCAGUUCGAAAGCACGUCAAAGCACAAGUAGAUAAAUAGGUACCACUCCGGCGGGAAGGCAAACGGCGUUUCCGUGCGCUGCUCUGGUUCUCCAGAAGCGGCUUAGUCAUGCUGGCCACAUGACCCGGAAGCUGUACGCCGGCUCCCUCGGCCGAUAAAGCGAGAUGAGCGCCACAACCCCAGAGUCGGUCACGACUGGACCUAAUGGUCAGGGGUCCCUUUACCUUUACUGAGCCAAAUAUAAGGAAGGUGCUUGCAUUGCGACGCUCUGCCAUAAGCAUCUUGGGACCUCUGCUGCCAGGGAUUUCUGGAGGUCCUCAGGUUGGUGAAGCCUGUCCAAUACUCUUAGCCCAGCCAUCUGAAAUGUUUGUUCUCUCCUCCGUUGCAGACCCCAAAAGCGGUGUCCUGCCCUCCGAGGCCCCGCUGGUGGAACUGAGGGCUCGGCUGUGCCUGACGCUUCAAGAGAAGUUUCUCUCCUACUACAGGGACCAUGUCUCAGUCUCUGAGGAGGAAAAGGCUCUGGGGAAGCAGCUGGCAGGAGACAUCUGCGGAGAGCUACAGAAGUUCCUGAAGAACAAGUACCCAGAGCUGCCCUUUGGACACGCAUUCCUCAGCGGCUACCUUUGCGACGACCUCAUCAGCAGCGACCGCCUUGAGGUGGCCUUCAUGCUUCCGUUGAUGCUGGAACCCAGCCUUUGGCUCCUGAUCCCCGGUGAACAAACGGUUGUGAAUGACCCUUGUUUCGGGAUGGUCAGGCGGACUGGCCUGGAGUAUUUCCCGCGCGGAAGCAGCCCGUGGGACAGGUUUGUGGUGGGUGGGUACCUCUCGUCCAACGCCAUCAACAAGACCCUCCAUAACAUGUUGGUGGCCUCUAUUAAUUGGCCGGUGAUUGGCAGCAGUCUGGAGUGCGUCAUCAGGCCUGUGAUGGAUCCCAAAGAGCUUAAGUUGGAAGUCCAGCACCCCCAGAUCCGCCUGGACAUAAACCUCUGCCCCAUGGUAGAAGUGGGGGAUAAAAUCCUUCUUCCUCCAUCCUUUGUAAUACCGGUGGAGAACCUCUGGCAGCGGAGCUUUUACGCGGCCGAGGUCUCGGCGCUGAAAGACCUUGAUGCCAGAGAUGAUGGCGUCCGGCAGGGUUGCCUCAACAUCUUGAAGGUCGUCUUCGAAAACCAUCCCUUCUGGAGCAAGCUGGGCAGCAGCCACUUGACUCACGCCAUCCUACACCUGAGCGAAACUGAAACCGAUUGGUCAGAGGCAGCGUUAGCAGACAGGUGCCAGCAGGUGCUGGAGGAGCUGGUCCAGUACCUGGAGAUAGGUUCCCUCCCUUGCUUCUUCGACAGCAGGAUAAACCUUCUCGGCCACCUGGCCUCGGAGGAAAUCGAAGAGAUCGGCUACACUUUGUACGAGGCUUUAGCGGAGCCAGAUCUGGCAGCCGGACUCUGCUUAUGAACAGGCGACUCGGUGGCGAAAACUGCACUCGUCUCCUUUGGGGGUCAGAUGGCUUGGGAGCAGCUCUCCCAUCGAUGCAAUUCUUUGCACCCUAAUGGAAUGGAAGUAUUCUCAAAGUAAAAUAGGGCCUGGGUUGAAAAAUGGGAACCUUUCCCUGUGUCCUAGAUAUUUCUGAAAUCUAGGGCCAGUAGUGUUACUUUCCAGUGGUUGCAUCCCAUGGUACUCUGUAGGAUUGCUGAACCAGGGUGGAAGGGGGUCUUUGCCUCCUCCUAGCUGGUUUAUCCAUCCCUACGUAAUUGGAGCAUUGUGAAACGGACCUAUAGGGGCCCAGUAUCCAACAGCACCCCAAAUGUGAGGCUCCAUUAUAUGUAAUUUGUAUCUAUUGGGACAAGUCUGCUUUAUUGCACUAUGUGGAAGUCCUAGAAGAUAUGUCUGGGGUGGGUGGAGAUUUCAUUAGGCUGUUGCUGAAUCAGUGAGGAUCUCACCUUUGGUGCUAAAGCAGCUGCUUUUCCCCAUCACCACGCAGGUAGCAGAAGGUCCCCACCUGUGAUUUCCAGGCCUUUGAGUGCCUAGAAUGAGCACCCCAAGGAAUUGAAUCUCACUAUCUGCAAAUGGUUGUGGCUAUGUUCUUUGUGGCACAGUGUGACUCAAUCACUGUUGUUUUCACUCUUUAUUUUUAAAUAGCAGGUGGCAAAAAAUAAAGUGAUCCCCCCCCCAGUGGCCUUUCCUGCUCAGAGCACAUCCCCAGACUGAAAUGGUGGGGCUCCCUUCUCUACCUCAUGGGGCGCAAAACUACACAACUUUGUCCCCCACCCCCACCUGUUAGAUAUACUUGACGCCAGCGCUAGAAAUUUAAUCAAGUGCCAAAGGAAGGUUGGGGUGUGGAGAGAGGUCUCUAAAUCUUGGGUAUUCUUAAACUCUCUACUUGGGUAAACUGGAAGGUGCAAUCCUCUCAGCCCUAACUGUUCAUUUAUUGAGGUCUGGAUUCCCAUUGUAACUCCAGCUUGAAGUGUUCCUGCUGAGGCUAACCUGUAUCCAAAUCAAGAGUUUGCAAUUUGUAGGUGUGUAACUCUGUAUGCCUUGCUUAGUUCUGCAUUUGCUGAAACGUAGAGAGGUCCUUGCUGCUGAGAGACACAACUAUAGUCAUGGGUUUGGACAUGGCACAAGGUUUAGUGAGCCCCUCAAGGAUUUGUGUCUGUUCCCUGAGCAUAAACCAUAAACCAUCAUAGUCUGCAGUAUUUUUUUUAAGGAGUGUGUACAUUCCCUGUAGAAUCCAAAAGGGAAAGGUACCUACCAACCGUAUUGGCUGUAACUGGGAGUACCAACAGCUCAUAUCUUUCUCUCAAGGCUUGACUUUUCAGGAUUGUGUUUUUCUAGAGAUCCUUGCCUAUACUCUGACGUAUAGAAAACCACAAUUAAGUCUUGCAAAAAGCCAUAUACAGAAGAGUGCUAUUCCUUUCCCCCUCUGCUCCUACUCUUAACUGGAACUCAUGAUCCUAUGCAGUGGAUUUGCACAGAAAAUAACUGAAGCUGGGGCAGAGAAGCUGUGGUCCUGGAGAAUUUGUUGGGAUUCUAACUCCCACUGUCCCUGACUAUGGGCUAUGCUUGCUGGGGCUCAUGACAGUUGGAAUUCAACAUCAGUCGGAAGGGCAAAGGUUCCCUUGUUCCAGGUCUGAAUGUACAGAGUGAUUCUUCACAAGCAGAAGUUGCCCUGCUCUUCCCUUACAAUUUUCCUGUGAUUUAAAUUUUUAUGUGAAGCUCCAGCCUUUCUGGCUAGAAGGAACAACCGCAACUAACUUAAGGAAACUUUGCUGCUAAAAUGUGUUUAUAUAGUGGCAAUAUUAAUCGGAAAUGUGCAAGGGCUUGAGCUGAUGUCACAAAUGAAAUAAAGAAUGAAUGAUUAUGGGCAAAAAUUGCUGUAUAGUGAGCUUUUUGUGAGUGAAACACAGCUUAAAUUCAUCCCUGGAACUUGCAAAGGAGGCUGAGAAUAGGAAUUUAUUGCUGAAAUCUUGCUGAUCUGAUCAUAAGACAUGAAUUGCUUUUAUAGUAAGGCGCCUGCAAAAUUUGAAUAUGGAAAAGUGAAUGCUGUUUUUUUAGCAAUGUGUGAGAAACAUUUUCCCAUAUGCUCUAGGUAAAAAUAAAGGCAAAGGCUAUAUGC
Podarcis lilfordi (Lilford's wall lizard) is the source of this 14256-nucleotide messenger RNA. The record is from the annotation of a GenBank genome assembly. Lineage: Eukaryota; Metazoa; Chordata; Lepidosauria; Squamata; Lacertidae.